AUGCCUAAAUCAAAAGAAUUUAUUGAUUCAUCUGGUGAUGAAUCUGAUAAUGGUAAGAGAAAAAGACCAACAACAACAAAGAAAACAGAAGCGACUAAAGCGCCCACCAAAACGGAUCCACCGGCAAAACGUGCAAAAACCGAAGCGAAUGGUUCAAAAGCAUCAUCAGCUGACACAUCAUCAACUGGUAUUAAUGGUGAAAAACGCUAUGAAUUGGGAAAAAUGCGGCAUAUUAGUGUUAGUGAAUUUAAAAAUAAACCGUAUGUAAAUAUUCGUGAAUAUUAUUAUGAUAAAGAUGGUGAAAAACCGGGCAAAAAAGGCAUUUCAUUAUCAACUGAACAAUGGCAAAAAUUAAAAACAUUUGUUAAUCAAAUUGACAAAGACUUAAAAGAAUAUUAG
Molecule: messenger RNA, 399 nt
Organism: Didymodactylos carnosus
Lineage: Eukaryota; Metazoa; Rotifera; Eurotatoria; Philodinida; Philodinidae
Source: the annotation of a GenBank genome assembly